UCAUCUUCCAGAUCCACGAAAGAAACUACCGAUCCGAAUCAGCCAAAACCCGCCCCUUCUCACUUUUGUCUCCUUUUUUUCCCUUCUAUCGUUCUGUAAUUAGGGUUUAAUCGAUCAGUUUCAAAUCUUCUUUUCUUUUCUAAAUUCCCACCGCUCAUUGGUUCUAAGCAGUAUCAAAUCGAAGAUUUGGUAAUAUUUCCUUUCCUUAACUUUGACAGCUAGUGGGUUGAAGUAAAAAUGGUGAGAAAGAAUCAAUCUAGUUCGUCACCUAGUGAGGCAGAAGAGGGCGAAUUGUCGGAUUCUCCGGUGGAGCAUAUCGAUGGAAUCAAGGCCCAAAAUUAUGAGAAGAGAAGGAAUUUUGAGGAAGAAGAAAGAGGUAGGAGGGGUAGGAAGGACAGUCGGGAAGGUGACGAUAAGCUGCGGCAUAGAAGGGUGGAGAACGGGAAACGUAGGGAUACUGAUAGGGAGGACCAGAGAAGAAGAAGCGAGCGGGACGAUAGUGAAGAAGAAGAACGGCAGGAUAGGAGGAGGGAAGAGGAUAGGUCGAAAGGUCGAAGGAAGGAGGAGGAUGGGGACGUGAAGGAUGAUAGGAGGGAUAGAAGUAGGAGAAGGAACGAGUGCGAUGAUGGUCAGGAUAACGGGCAUAGAAGGAGGAGGGACUCUAACAAGCAUGCGUAUAGAGAUGAGGACAGAGAUAGUGACAGGAAAGCUCGGAGGAUGGAUAGGGAAAGAGGAAGGAGAAGAGACGACAAGGACGGGUAUAAAGAUGAGGACAGUGACAGUGAUAGUGAUAGGAAAGAUCGGAGGAGGGAUAGGGAAAGAGGGAGAAGAAGAGAUGAGAGGGAGAAAGAUAGCCGGAGAAGGGAUGAUGGCAGAGAGGUGGAGGGGCGGGAUAGGAAGAAAGUAGAUAGGAAUUUGACGGAGAGCGAGAUUAAUAAUGAUAGUGGGAAGGGGAAUGAAAACCCGAAGGUGGUGGUACAGAAGGAAGAGAACUUGGGAAGGAGCGGCGGAGUUUACAUUCCUCCGUAUAAGUUGGCGAGGAUGAUGAAAGAAGUGCAGGAUAAGAGUAGUGUAGAGUAUCAAAGAAUGAGUUGGGACGCUCUUAGGAAGAGUAUUAAUGGUUUGGUUAAUAAGGUUAAUGCUACAAAUAUCAAAAACAUUAUACCAGAGCUGUUUGCUGAGAACCUGAUUCGUGGCAGGGGAUUGUUUUGCCGUUCAUGUAUGAAGUCUCAGAUGGCAUCCCCGGGCUUUACUGAUGUAUUUGCUGCAUUGGUUGCAGUUGCCAAUACAAAGUUUCCUGAAGUUGGCGAGUUGUUGCUAAGGAGGAUCAUAUUACAGUUGCAAAGAGCUUACAAACGAAAUGACAAGCCCCAAUUGUUGGCAGCAGUCAAGUUUAUAGCCCAUCUGGUGAACCAGCAGGUAGUUCAUGAGCUGAUUGCUCUUGAACUCUUGACGGUCCUGCUAGAGAACCCUACAGAUGAUAGUGUGGAGGUUGCGGUGGGUUUUGUCACAGAAUGUGGCUCCAUGCUACAGGACCUCUGUCCUAGAGGGCUUCAUGGUAUCUUUGAGCGGUUUCGUGGAAUUCUUCAUGAAGGAGAAAUAGAUAAGCGUGUUCAGUUCUUGAUUGAAGGCCUCUUUGCGUUGAGAAAAGCAAAGUUUCAGGGGUAUCCGGCUGUGCGUCCAGAGUUGGACCUUGUAGAGCAGGAAGACCAACUGACUCAUGAAGUUUCACUCUCUGAUGAAAUUGAUCCUGAGAUUACCUUAGAUAUUUUCAAGGCCGAUCCCAAUUUCUUGGAAAAUGAGAAGAAAUAUGAAGAACUGAAGAAAUCAAUACUAGGUGAAGAAUCUGACGAUGAAGCUGAUUCUGAUGGUGGUUCAGAGGAUGAGGAUGAAGAUGAAGAUGAAUCUGAUGAAGAGGAAGAAGAAAAGAUGCAAAUAAAAGAUGAGACCGAGACAAAUUUGGUCAAUCUUCGAAGAACUAUCUACUUGACCAUCAUGUCUAGUGUUGAUUUUGAAGAAGCUGGUCAUAAGCUACUGAAAAUCAAACUAGAGCCUGGUCAGGAGAUGGAAUUGUGUAUUAUGUUGUUGGAGUGCUGCAGCCAGGAGAGGACUUACCUUCGAUACUAUGGACUUCUUGGCCAACGGUUUUGCAUGAUCAACAAGGUUCAUCAAGAAAACUUUGAAAAAUGUUUUGUCCAACAGUACUCUAUGAUUCAUCGACUUGAGACAAAUAAACUGCGUAAUGUGGCCAAAUUUUUUGCCCACUUGCUUGGCACUGAUGCUUUACCUUGGCACGUUUUGUCUUACAUCCGAUUAACAGAAGAGGAUACAACAUCAUCUUCCCGUAUUUUCAUUAAGAUUCUCUUCCAGGAAUUGUCUGAACACCUUGGUAUCCGCUUGCUGAAUGAGCGGCUAAAUGAUCCUACAAUGCAAGACUCCUUUGAGUCAAUUUUUCCCAAGGAUAAUCCAAAAAACACUAGGUUUUCUAUCAACUUUUUCACAUCAAUUGGUCUGGGUGGUAUCACGGAAAAUCUGCGAGAGUAUCUGAAGAACAUGCCACGCCUUAUCAUGCAACAGCAGAAGCCUGUUUCUGAAUCUGAUGAAUCAGGUAGUGCUAGUUCUGAUGAUUCAGAUUCAUCUGAAUCUGAAUCAUCCUCAAGCUCGAAGGAAAGUGAAAGUGAUAGCGGAAGUGAUGAUAGACGGAGGAAGCGUAGGAGAAGAUGAGAGAUACUUGUGAUUAACUGGUAAACAGAAGUAAUUAGAGUAAUUAUAGCCUCAUUUACUGUUAUGUUGUAAGUAUUGCAACCUGUUUUAUAUGUUUUUACUUUCAGUUAGCUUUAGAAAAUGCUAGUUUCUUUUACCUUUUUCUUGACCGAUCAGAUGGGAUGAUUCCUUGGAGUUUAAGGUUCAAAUUCCACCGUUGCCAAGUUUACGAUU
Molecule: messenger RNA, 2937 nt
Organism: Coffea eugenioides
Lineage: Eukaryota; Viridiplantae; Streptophyta; Magnoliopsida; Gentianales; Rubiaceae
Product: pre-mRNA-splicing factor CWC22 homolog
Exons: 7
Coding region: 238-2724 (828 amino acids)
Biological process (GO): mRNA splicing, via spliceosome
Cellular component (GO): catalytic step 2 spliceosome
Molecular function (GO): RNA binding; protein binding
Source: RefSeq, a predicted model, not a curated record